Dioszegia hungarica is the source of this 987-nucleotide messenger RNA. RefSeq lists its product as uncharacterized. The transcript is spliced from 3 exons. NCBI's taxonomy places the organism in Eukaryota, Fungi, Basidiomycota, Tremellomycetes, Tremellales, Bulleribasidiaceae. The coding region runs from base 1 to 987 and encodes 328 amino acids. The record is from RefSeq and is a predicted model, not a curated record.
AUGCUGGGGCCAGGGAUCCUUGAUGACACGGCGGCAGUCGAAGCUGAGUCUUCGAACCUCUCUAUCUCGGACGAUGACGAGGUCAUGGUCGACCCGGACGAUCUUCUCGAAUACGAAAAUCUGAUGCGGUCUCGCCUCCCCUCUAUCCCUCCAGUCGACCUAUCGUACCUCGAGGAUGUUACCACUAUCCCACAGCAAACUGAAGGCCAUGGUGACGAGCGAACAGAAGCGGAGCGAGAGGCAGAAAAGACGAUGACCAAGGCGGAGAAGCAGAAUGCCAAGAAGAAGAGGCGGAAGGAAAGGGAGCGGGCAAUGAAGCAGAUGGUUGAGGACGCUAUUGGGCCAGGACGGAGAGGAGAAACUAUACAUGCGGAAGUUGAGGCAGAGAAGCAGAUUCCUUUCCGCCUGUUCUCCUCCAUGCCGGUUCGACCACUAUCCCUUCUGCCCGUCAAGGAGGACUAUCAGACGCCUAUCAACCCCCGUCACAUCCCGCUCGACAGCGCAGUCACCGCCAAAAUCCGCCAAGCUGCAAGCUCCGCCGCUGCUGCUUGGGAGGACAGCUCGAGACCCCUCGAUAUCGCCCCACCUGCCCAGGCAUCGCAUCCGACCGCAUCGACUCGGCUGGAAGGAGAAAUGACACUAGCUGUGCCCCUCCCCCUCAUCUCUCUCAACCUCCCUACUCCCGGUCCGACCCUCAUCCACAUUCUUCCAUCCACCUAUCCCGCCCUCAUCGCCAGUAAGAUCAAGUCGAAAGGCCGAACCGUCUCCGUCCUUCGCAUACCUCAAGCGCCCGUACCAGAGCCCGCAUCUACCAAACUCUCUAGUCGGAAGCGGCGCCGGGUACAGGCGCAGCCAUACCAAACCCAGCAGGCGAGAUAUUGGGCGCCUGAAGUCGGGCUGGGAGGGAAGGCGAGGGGUUACGGAUAUGGAUACAGAGGUAGCGAGGAGGGUAUGAGAGAGAUGGGGUGGGGCUACGUCCGGUCGUAG